Messenger RNA from Oncorhynchus keta (chum salmon), 3269 nucleotides. Its product is annotated as glycine receptor subunit beta. Bases 539 to 2026 code for a protein of 495 amino acids. Gene Ontology annotation, cellular component: neuron projection; postsynaptic membrane; synapse. Gene Ontology annotation, biological process: chemical synaptic transmission; nervous system process; signal transduction. The record is from RefSeq and is a predicted model, not a curated record. The transcript has 11 exons. Gene Ontology annotation, molecular function: extracellularly glycine-gated chloride channel activity; neurotransmitter receptor activity; transmembrane signaling receptor activity. Lineage: Eukaryota; Metazoa; Chordata; Actinopteri; Salmoniformes; Salmonidae.
AAUAAUAGGAAGUUUGUACGCUUCACAUGAAUAUAUAUUAUUGCCCAAACGUAAUGGGCUUACAUGUAUCGUUGGGGGCUGAAAGCGGCUGCCGGUGGUGCUGAGGCAAUGAUGUAUUGUGUGCAUCCCUCUUCUGCGCAUGUUGCAUGACAGGUGCACACGCAAUCCUCCAUCUUGGGCAUCACAAACUGAGGCAAAAGGGCAUCAACCAUAUACAUUCAAUAGAAAUACAAAUCUGACCGCGCGUAGAGAAAAAUAGGCAUGUACUCGAAAUGUAAAUUAGAGGUAACAAUCAACAACUGCUACUUCGAAUGAAUGACGGACGAGGGAGACCAGAAUGAAGAAUAUCGACUGCGUAUGGUCAAGGAAGACUAACGACCUUUUACACUGUCAGCUUUUACCUGUCUAGUAACGAAUCAACUAUUAAAGAAAAGAAAAUGCACCCUUCGUUUUAUUAGAUCUGGCAGUUACUAUUCUUCUCUGCAACCUUUACCAAAAAGUUGACUGGACCUCUUCAAAGGCUCAGGGGUUGACCAAGAUGGGCGUCAAGAAGCUGGCCAUCCUUCUCCUCGCCUUCUUGGUCUGGAUAGAGGGAGGAUCCACUAAAGAAAAAGGGACAAAGAAAGGGAAGAAGGGGAAGCAAGUCUACUGUCCUUCACAGCUGACACCUGAGGAUCUGGCACGGGUCCCUGAGAAUUCAACCAGUAACAUCUUGAACAGAUUACUGAUCACAUAUGAUCCUCGAAUCAGGCCCAACUUCAAAGGCAUUCCUGUGGAGGACAAAGUGAACAUAUUUAUAAACAGCUUUGGGUCAAUCCAGGAGACCACUAUGGAUUACAGAGUGAACAUCUUUCUGAGGCAGCGAUGGAAUGAUCCCAGACUCAGGCUACCUCGGGACUUUAAGUCUGACUCACUCACCGUUGAUCCCAAGAUGUUCAAAUGCCUGUGGAAGCCUGAUUUGUUCUUCGCUAACGAGAAGAGUGCCAACUUCCAUGACGUCACCCAGGAGAACAUUCUCCUCUUCAUCUUCCGCAACGGUGACGUCCUCAUCAGCAUGAGGUUGUCUGUCACUCUAUCCUGUCCUUUGGACCUGACCCUGUUCCCCAUGGAUACGCAGCGCUGUAAGAUGCAGCUGGAGAGCUUUGGCUAUACAACGGAUGACCUGCAGUUUAUGUGGCAGUCAGGAGACCCUGUCCAGAUGGAGGAGAUCGCCCUGCCCCAGUUUGAUAUCAAACAGGAGGACAUAGAGUAUGGAAACUGCACCAAAUUCUAUGCAGGGACAGGCUACUACACAUGUGUGGAGGUGAUAUUCACCCUGAGGAGGCAGGUGGGCUUCUACAUGAUGGGUGUCUACGCCCCCACACUACUCAUUGUGGUCCUCUCCUGGCUCUCCUUCUGGAUCAACCCUGAUGCCAGCGCUGCCAGGGUCCCUCUGGGGAUCCUCUCGGUGCUCUCCCUGUCUUCUGAGUGCACGUCCCUGGCAUCAGAGCUGCCCAAGGUUUCCUACGUGAAGGCCAUCGACAUCUGGCUGAUCGCCUGCCUACUGUUUGGCUUCGCCUCCCUGGUGGAGUACGCCGUGGUGCAGGUGAUGCUCAACAGCCCCAAGCGCAUCGAGGCUGAGAAGGCCAAGAUGGCAUCCAAGGUGAAGGCAGAGGGUAAGGAGAAGGCGGCAGGCAAGAACAACACGGUCAAUGGUACCAGCGAGACGCCCUGUCAUGUCAGCACACUGCAGGGGGCAGAGAUCCGGUGCAAAAAGGUGUGCACCUCCAAAUCGGACCUGCGCACCAACGACUUCAGCAUUGUUGGCUCACUGCCGCGGGACUUUGAGCUCUCAAACUUUGACUGCUACGGGAAGCCCAUUACCUUGCCCCACGGCCUGAGCAAAAGCCAGGCCAAGGCCAAGAAACCGCCGCCGCCCAAGCCCAUCAUCCCCUCAGCUGCCAAGCGGGUCGACCUCUAUGCCCGAGCCCUCUUCCCCUUCUCCUUCCUCUUCUUCAACGUCAUCUAUUGGUCCGUGUACUUGUGAUCAGGGAUGGAAUUGAAGGGUUUUGGGCCAGCUUGGCUAGUAGACCACAUCUUUGCUUGUGAUCAUCUCGUAUUUUGAUCCAUUCUUUCUUAAUUUUUCAAGUUAUUGAUUUGUUGAUCUGUUUAUAUUAAUCUAUAUAUUAUUAACUAUGAUUAUUGGCACUAGAACAAUUAUAUCAUCCAUGAAUUCAUAAUUAUUGGCACUCGGAAGAGCGAACAUCCAUCAUAGGUGUAAUUUGUGAGAUGAAUGAUAUAAAUUAUUUGACAAUUUGAAAAUCAAUAAAGAAUAAAAAAUAUUAAGAAUUUAUGGAAAAAUAAUACUGUUGUAGUACUUAGUUAAAAGAAAUCAUAAGACACAGUACAAAUAAUUGUACAUUGGUCUCCCAUCUAAAAAAAGAAAUUGCAUUGUGAAACCAAAACGUAUUAUGUCGAAGUCUCUCAAACGCUCUUGAGAACCGCACCAGGGUACCUCAUUUCAAAUUUGAAAACAACCCUAAAAAUAGAUUAAAGAAAGAAUUAAUCAAAAAUAUUAGUGUACAUAGCCAGGUGCUUUUUGUCGCUAAGAGCAGGAACUUGCUCGCAAGAUUGAUAAGAUGGCAUCGGCACAAAGUUUACAAUUGCAUGUUAAAAAUUGCUUAUAUGAAUAUAAAUGCAGUAUAUUAUAUCUAUGAAUGUUUAUUAAAGCUAUAAUAUGUAAUUUUUUGGGCGACCUGACCAAGUUCACGUAGAAAAGUGAGUUAAAGAUCUGUAAUUCUCAUUGAAAGCAAGUCUAAGAAGUGGAAGAUGUGCGCUAUUUCUAUGCUUCCCGUUCUUAAAUUUCGUUUUUGUGUCUAUUUGGUUUUGUACACCAGCUUCAAACAGCUGAAAAUGCUAUAUUUUGGGAUUUUGAAAAUAUAUUUCACAGCGGUUUGAAUGGUACAAUGGUUCUCUACACGAUGCAUUGCUUGUUUUGUCACAUAAACUAAAAUUAGGCGAACUCUAAUAUUAAAUACUAAAUAUUACCUUUAAUAUGAUCAUAUUAUUUUCUCUCUCCAAGACUACAGUUGAUAUAUAAAAAACGGUGUCGUUGUUCAGUUGGUUAUAUGACAUUGCCACUACGAGAAUUGUACCUUUUGACAAUCUCUCACAUAUCACUUGUUCAGCACCAUAUUUCAUGUGUAAAUGGGUUAACAAACUGACCAUGUAUAUGUGAUUUGCAAGUUUACAAUUUACAAACUAAAUAAAUGUUUAUAUGACUCACUCAA